Diorhabda carinulata is the source of this 1990-nucleotide messenger RNA. Its product is annotated as zinc finger protein ZFP2-like. The coding region runs from base 39 to 1877 and encodes 612 amino acids. Gene Ontology annotation, molecular function: RNA polymerase II cis-regulatory region sequence-specific DNA binding; DNA-binding transcription factor activity, RNA polymerase II-specific. The record is from RefSeq and is a predicted model, not a curated record. Gene Ontology annotation, cellular component: nucleus. Gene Ontology annotation, biological process: regulation of transcription by RNA polymerase II; central nervous system development. Lineage: Eukaryota; Metazoa; Arthropoda; Insecta; Coleoptera; Chrysomelidae. The transcript has 2 exons.
GCCAGUGCAGCUUUCAAGAACAAACCUCAUUUAUUCGAAUGGAAAAAAAGCAAAAGGUUAUUAAAAAAGAAAUGGAAAUCCAAAAUGUUAAAGAAGAAAUGGAAAUAUACGAUGAUUUUCUGUCGAAUAUCGAUGUAAAACAAGAACUAAUUGAUGAAGUAUCUACGCUAAAAAUUGAAAAUAUAAAUGAACAAAAAUAUGAUAUUUAUUCAAUCAAACAAGAAGUAAAUAAUGAUUUGAAUACAGCUAAAAUAUUUGAUAAUAGUGUAGAUGAGGCUAGUAAAACAGAAAGGAACAUACUCAGUAUUCAUAUCAUAAGAAACAAACUGGGAUAUUUAAAAGUUCACCAUGGAAAGCGAACUAAAUUAAAAGGACAAAUGAAAAAUAGAAAAUAUAUUCAACCAAAUUUUAGGGGGUUAAUGAUAUGUGUGUAUUGUGGGAAACUAUACACAAAACAAGUUGAAUUAUUAUGGCACUCAGCAAUGACUCAUUGUAUGAAACAAAACAAAUUAUACCCACAGUUUAACAUUCACCAUAAAAGUGAUACUUGUGUUAUGGGAAAUCUUAAUAUAAAAGAUGAAAUUGAAGUAGUUGAACAUAAAAUGAAAGUGGAAUUGCAGGAAACCACAAAUCAAUUGGAUAUUAUUGAUCAUUUAAACAAACAUGUACAUGGGGGUUCAAAUUCAUCUGUAGAAGGAACAAAUUCAAAUAUGCCAUCGAAUGCAUACACUGUAGGUAAUUUCAAUAUACAUAUGCAUAGUCACACAGGAGAAAAGCCAUACAAAUGUAAUAUUUGUUUAAAAACUUUUUCACAGACAAGUGAUUUGAAAAAACAUUUGCGUAUCCAUACUGGAGAAAAGCCAUUCAAAUGUGACAUUUGUUUAAAAACUUUUUUACAGACAAAUGAUUUAAAAAGACAUUUGCGUAUCCAUACGAGAGAAAAGCCAUUCAAGUGUGACAUUUGUUUGAAAACUUUUUCAAACAGGAGUAAUUUGAAGAGACAUGUGUGUAGUCACUCAGGAGACAAGCCAUUCAAAUGUGAUAUUUGUUUAAAAACUUUUUUACAGACAAGUGAUUUAAAUAAACAUUUGCGUAUCCAUACGGGAGAAAAGCCAUUUAAAUGUGACAUUUGUUUGAAAACUUUUUUACAGACAAGUGAUUUGAAGAAACAUCUGCGGAUUCAUACUGGAGAAAAGCCAUUCAAAUGUGACAUUUGUUUAAAAACUUUUUUACAGACAAAUGAUUUAAAAAGACAUUUACGUAUCCAUACAGGGGAAAAGCCAUUCAAAUGUGACAUUUGUUUAAAAACUUUUUCAAACAGGAGUAAUUUGAAGAGACAUAUGUGUAGUCACUCAGGAGACAAACCAUUCAAAUGUGAUAUUUGUUUAAAAACUUUUUUACAGACAACUUAUUUGAAGAAACAUUUGCGUAUCCAUACAGGUCAAAAGCCAUUCAAAUGUGAAAUUUGUUCAAAAACUUUUUUACAGACAAGUGAUUUGAAAAAACAUUUGCGUAUCCAUACAGGAGAAAAGCCAUUUAAAUGUGACAUUUGUUUGAAAAGUUUUUUACAGACAAGUGAUUUGAAAAAACAUUUGCGGACCCAUACCGGAGAAAAACCAUAUAAAUGUGACAUUUGUUUUAAAACUUAUUCACAUGGAUGUAAUUUGAAGAGACAUAUGCGUAGUCACACAGGAGAAAAGCCAUUCAAAUGUGACAUUUGUUUAAAAACUUAUUCACAUGGGUAUAAUUUGAAGAGGCAUAUGAUUCGUCAUACAGGAGAAAAAACAUUCAAAUGUGAUAUUUGUUCGGAAUCUUUUUUAUUUAAAAGUAGUUUAAAUUCACAUUUGCACUCAUUACAUAAGAAAAAUGUAGAUUGAAUAAAUAUAUAUUUGAACCAACUGUUUCCUUUGAUGAGUUUAUAUAUUUUGUAUUGUAUUGAAAAUGAUUUUGAAACUUGAAAAUGUUUUAUAUAAAAAAUAAUAAAUAAAAA